GUCGCUUCUGUCAAAGUUGUAGUUAUAAAUAUUUUAUUUUAAAUUUGCAUCAAAAUUAUAACGCAAAAUGAGCAGUGAUGAUAAUAGUAAACCUAUUGGGCAUAUAUCAAAAUGUAAAAUAGUUCAGAAAACCAAGCAAGAAAUUUUGAAAACAAACCAAAAAAAUAGAAAAGAACAGUUUUUAGCCAAACACGACGAAUGUGUAUCAAAUACUAUUAAUAAACAAAUGGAAAAAUGUAACCAAACUUCGAAGUCCUCUUGCAAAAACGAUCAUAUGGAAAUUAUGCAAGAAAAGAAAAAGAUUUGUACAAUUGUACCUAAAAAAUUUCCCGUAAGGCCACCCCAACUUCCAGACGUAAAAACAUACGAUCACCUGCUUGGAUUUGUUGAAUUUCCAAAUUUAGGUCCGAAACAUGCGAAAAUUUUGGUUAGUUUUAUGCCUAGCAUUAGCUUAUUCACAUUGGCUGCUACUCUUUGUACAGUGUAUGUUUGCGAAUGGAAAGAUGUUUUGCAGUUUUUACCCUAUUAUAGCGGAAAAUAUAUAACAGAUGAAAAAUAAAUUAUUGAAUUACUUGAAAAUAAAUAUGGUGUGAUACAGUGAGACUAUUCUGAUUUUUUGGUUGAAUAUACAUAUGAACUGCUAACUGCAAAAAGGGGACAUCUUCUUUAAAGUAAAUUUUACAGGAAAAGGUAAAAACUAAAUAUUUAUGUA
Messenger RNA from Diabrotica balteata, 712 nucleotides. Lineage: Eukaryota; Metazoa; Arthropoda; Insecta; Coleoptera; Chrysomelidae. The record is from the annotation of a GenBank genome assembly.